Molecule: messenger RNA, 933 nt
Organism: Yamadazyma tenuis ATCC 10573
Lineage: Eukaryota; Fungi; Ascomycota; Pichiomycetes; Serinales; Debaryomycetaceae
Product: putative signal sequence-binding GTPase
Molecular function (GO): GTPase activity
Source: RefSeq, a predicted model, not a curated record
AGUAAUGUCUAGAGUCGGUGUAUUGGCACUAGGACCUGCCGGUGUCGGUAAGUCAACCUUCUGCAACUCGAUCAUCCACCACAUGCAAACCAUCGGCCGGAGAGCUCACAUUGUCAACUUAGAUCCGGCCGCAGACCCUACUGAAUACGAGUUUACCAUUGAUAUUAGAGACUUGAUAUCACUACAAGAUGUGAUGGAAGAGAUGGAUCUUGGACCCAAUGGGGGGCUAGUAUACUGCUUCGAGUAUCUCUUGGAGAACUUGGACUGGUUGGAUGACCAGAUUGGUGAUUAUAAUGAUGAAUACUUGAUUUUUGACUGUCCUGGGCAAAUCGAGUUGUAUACUCACGUUCCGGUGUUGCCUACAAUAGUUCGACACUUGAAGAACCAAUUGAAUUUCAAUCUUUGUGCCACAUACUUGCUUGAGGCACCGUUUAUCAUCGACAACUCCAAGUUCUUCUCGGGUGCGUUGAGUGCUAUGUCCGCCAUGAUACUUUUGGAGCUCCCACACAUCAAUAUCUUAUCCAAGAUCGAUUUGGUAAAAAACGACUUCAACAAGAAGAAGUUGAAACAAUUCUUGAACCCGGAUCCGUUGUUGUUGGCUCAAGAAGACGAAACAUUCAACCCCAAAUUUUCCAAACUUAACAAAUUGAUUGCAAACUUAGUGGAUGAUUUUGGCAUGGUGCAGUUUUUACCCUUGGACUGUUCUAAAGAUAGCACUUCGGUGUCCACAAUUCUCAGUUACAUCGACGAUGUUACUCAGUGGUCGGAAGCUCAAGAACCCAAAGAACCUAAUGACGAAUUUGAAAUUGAUGAUAACGAGGUUGACGUGCAGAAUUAGCCGUUGAAAGCCUUUUUUUUAACAUGCCACUUAAUUGCACGACGCACUUUUUUAACUUUAUAAAAUAACUCACCAGAAAAUAUACAGCUAGUGAC